UCUCCUUCGUAACACUUUCCUCACUCUUUCCAUAUUUCUCUCUAAUAUCUAAUAAAUCUUCUUGUAACUCUUUCCUUGUUUCUCUCUAAUAACUAAUAAUCUUUUAUUUUCUUUAAAGGUUGUAUUUAUUAUGGGAGGGGGAAAAGGUGGGUGAGCUGAUUUCCAGCUGCCUUAUAUUGACUUUCUUCUGUAAGAUCAUGGGCAGCUCGUUGCAGGCUUUCUUCUGAGAUUUGGGUUUUUAUUAUUUUUCAUUUUUGUUAUUUUUAAAAUAUAUCAGAAGCUCUUCAAAGGUGGGAUUUCAAUAGUUAUUAAGAUAUAAGAAUUUCUGGUUUUGGGUUUUGGAGAGACAGACAAAACAGAAAACCAAGAGGGGCAAAUUCGGUAAUUAUUGGGUUAUGAAGUGUUUCCAUUUCCCCAUGAGAGAGAAGAGGGAAGAGCAGAAGACUUCAAAGUCCACGUCGGCUCGGUCUUUCUGUACCGAAGUCUCUGAUCGUGAGGCAAGGAGGUCGGGUUCUGAAUUGAACUCUCUGAAUGUCUCAGACAUAAGCGCCGAAUCUAUGGGGCGUAGCCCAUUCCCGAGCCUGUCCCAGAGGCCAAACAAUCUUAAGGGGUUCACAUUUGCUGAACUGAAGAUUGCUACUAGGAAUUUCAGCCGAUCCCUCAUGGUGGGGGAAGGUGGAUUUGGGUGUGUAUAUAGGGGUACGAUCAAGAGUCCUGAAGAUCCACAGAACAAGCUGGAGAUCGCUGUUAAACAGUUGAGCAGAAAAGGGUUGCAGGGGCACAAGGAGUGGGUGACAGAAGUAAAUGUUCUUGGGGUGGUUGAUCAUCCGAAUCUUGUCAAACUAGUGGGAUAUUGUGCAGAAGAUGAUGAGAGAGGAAUACAACGGCUUCUGAUUUAUGAAUUUAUGCCAAACAGAAGCGUGGAGGACCAUUUAUCCACCCGUUCAACCACACCUCUUUCAUGGGCCAGGAGACUAAGAAUUGCCCUAGAUGCAGCUCGUGGCUUAACAUACCUUCAUGAAGAAAUGGAAUUUCAGAUUAUCUUUCGAGAUUUUAAAACUUCCAACAUUCUGUUGGAUGAGCAAUGGAAUGCAAAGCUGUCAGAUUUUGGGUUGGCAAGACAGGGCCCGUCAGAGGGAUUAAGUCAUGUCUCAACGGCGGUAGUUGGAACAAUUGGGUAUGCAGCUCCAGAGUACGUACAAACUGGACGCCUCACGUCCAAGAGUGAUGUUUGGAGCUACGGCAUCGUCCUCUACGAACUCAUAACAGGUCGGCGCCCGGUGGACCGGAACCGGCCAAAAAGUGAGCAGAAGCUCUUGGAAUGGGUCAAGCCAUACAUUCAGGACAUCAAGAAAUUCCAUAUGAUCUUGGACUCGAGGCUCCAAGGGCAGUACAACCUAAAGUCUGCCCAGAAGCUUGCUGCGGUUGCUAACCGGUGCUUGGUGCGGCAUCCGAAGAUGCGGCCCAAGAUGAGUGAGGUGUUGGAGCUAGUGAAGCGGAUCGUUGAUUCGUCUGAGAUGGGGAGUCCACAGCCUCCCAUCAGGAGUCUGACUCCAAAAGAUGCCUCCAAAGAACCCAAAAGGAAACGGGCCAAUCCAAAGAAGGGGAUUCUGGAUUGGAGAAUCGGAGAGAGUGGGUGGUGGCGAUCUUGGAAGCCGAAGCUUAAGAGGAUGUGGUGAUGGGUGGGAAGAGAAUGAGUCUUAUUUUCAGAGUAAGUGAACCUUCAAAAGUCCCAUGGCUGGCCCUUUGUUUAGAGGAAUGAUAACAUGUAGUCAGACUGCAUGAUAAGUGACCAUGUUGGUAACUCAUGUGGGGCCCACCAUGGGGGUGUGUGUGUGUGUGUGUGUGUGUAACAUCUAGCCUGUUCAACAGGUAUGCCAGCUGCCCAUGAAAAUCACCCAGCUCAUAAAGCGGGCCAAUCCACUCGUCCUGAUUUUUUGGGGCGUCCUAUUUUCAUGGUGGGACGAACUUAAAACUUGCUGGAAAGGUUGGAUGCCAUUACACAGUGGGGCCCAGACAUGAAUUGACUGCAUGGUGUGGUCAGUGCAUGUGAUCAUUCUAUUUUUCUUUCUUUCUUUUCUUGUCUCUGUUUUUUUUUUUUUUUUUCCUUUCGGUGCAUGUGAAUUGUAAUGACAUAGGAAGAGUAUGUUUCAUGUGUGUACAGGUCGUGCAGGCAGUGAUAGAAAAAAAAAUUCCCAUAUUUAUAAAUAAUUUCAUUAAAUGUGUGGCCCACCUAGUGUACUUGUGUGCCAUCUAAAGUUGGCAUCCAUGGAACUGAGAUGUUGCGGUGAUAGGAUUUGGAUGUGACGGGAAUUCUCUGGAUCCAUGCCCGCGAUUCAAAGCCAUUCUUGGGUCCAUAUCUUCAUCUAGAGCAUUUGAGCUGUUUAUUAGGUGAUCAUCUGGCUGAUAAUACAAGUAGGCCGACUUCAGGUGGGCUGCAUAUCUGUCCAUAGUUUUCCUACCUGUGGGGUCCAUAAUUUUGCUAUAUGUGAGGCUGACCUGGCAUUUAAUUGGCCUAAUUUUUCACCAGAUGCUCUAAACAGUGGGGGCCAUCUGAUACACGGCUCAGAUGUCCUUGCACAAGUGUGAAUUAAUUUUCGAGGGAAAAAAAAAAACUGAAAGAAAUAGGUUGU
Molecule: messenger RNA, 2633 nt
Organism: Magnolia sinica
Lineage: Eukaryota; Viridiplantae; Streptophyta; Magnoliopsida; Magnoliales; Magnoliaceae
Product: serine/threonine-protein kinase PCRK1-like
Exons: 5
Coding region: 396-1679 (427 amino acids)
Biological process (GO): protein phosphorylation
Molecular function (GO): ATP binding; protein kinase activity
Source: RefSeq, a predicted model, not a curated record